AUGAUAUGCUACCAUUGCUGUUGGAGUCUUUCUUAUGUUCACGGUGGGGCGUGUGGGGUCCUUGCUCUCUUUCUCUCUCUGUCUCUCUCUGUCUCACUUGCUCUCGCAUCUCUUGUAUCUCGCAUCUCUCGUAUCUAUCAUCUCUCCCGCUUAGAUCCCAUGUGUGAGCUUCGCGAAGUGCCGAAACCGGCACAAUUGAGUCCAGGGAGGAGCUUGGUAGACGCCGGCCGAGGAAAAGUGCAGACUCGAACAGAAUGGUGAGCUAGCUCGCGAGGUGGGGGAGCAAUUUGAGUUGCAGUGGUGUGGCGUUGCGAUCCGUGGUAGCGCUGAGACGAGCCGAGGAAGAAGACCAUCCUCACGAGGCUCAAGCUGAAUGGAGUGCAUGAGUGCAAUGACGGAGAAGCUGUGAAGCCAAUAGGGUUGAGCUGCACAGUAAGGGAGGGCUUUUUGAAAAUUACGUGGCCGCGGAAUUUAAGAGGAAGGGUUGGGCAACAGAAAGAGAAGUGCAUUGAAGACUUAUGUCAGUACCCCAAACCCUUAACGAGCCUUGUGUACAAUCAAGGAUUCUUAGGUUCUUUAGGAACAUGCUUGGUAAGACAAAAGUACAUAAAAUGGAUGGAGAGCGCAAGAAUUUUGUCAGAUUCCGACCCCAGUUGGACUCACAAAUCUCCAUGGGCUCCGAGAGUGAUACGCCGCUGCAGUCGGCAUUCAGCAUUGAUUCUACUGCAGUGCGGCGGAGCUGGCAGUGGCAGAAGAGCUCUGUAAGCUUCUUCAAGCUGGGCAAUACGCUACUGUUUAAGAGCUCUCCCCAGGACAUGCCUGAGGAAUCCAAGUGGUACUACGUUCUGGACCCUGCAAGCCCAGCUCUUCACCGGUGGAAUACUUUUUUUCUUAUUUCUUGCUUGGUGGCUGUCUUCAUCGAUCCCCUCUACUUCUACCUCCCGAAGGUGAAUUAUGACCGAAGCUGCAUUACAAUUUCGAGAGACUUGCAGAUAGCAGUGACUGUGUUCCGAACCAUCACGGAUUUCUUUUAUGUUGUACACAUGGGGCUCCGGUUUUGGACGGGAUUCAUUCCGCCAUCCACGAGGGUCUUUGGACGAGGGGAGCUUGUGACUGACCGCAUGGCCAUUGCGAAACGAUACUGCAAGUAUGAUUUCUGGGUGGACUUUGUGGCCGUUUUGCCGAUUCCUCAGGUUGUGAUUUGGCUUUGGGUGCCAAGCAGAGGAGCGGCAAAAGUGAAUAUCAACACGAAGAAUGCGUUGCGGUGGAUCGUGGUCAUUCAGUAUGUGCCUCGCAUGUUGCGAAUCUUCCCCCUGCUGUCCAAAAUCAUCAGCUCUACUGGUGUUCUUCUGGAGACUGCGUGGGCUGGGGCCGCCUUUAACCUUAUCCUGUACAUACUUGCAAGUCAUGUGUUGGGCGCUGUUUGGUACCUGUUUUCGGUGGAGCGGCAAGAUACGUGCUGGACUAAAAUGUGCAAAAUUGGAAAUGGGAUUGACUGUGGGAAAAGCAUGUUUGAUUGUGGACGUUACAUCGAUCGUACCGUCGAUCUUCCCUGGGGAGCGAAUUUGACCAACUACUGCAACACGGUUGCAGACGGUGGACCCUUCAACUAUGGGAUUUAUAAGAAUGCAAUUACCACAAAGAUCGCUAGUCACACGAUGUCUUUCUCUAAGACUUACUUCUACUCCCUGUGGGUUGGCUUGCUCUCUCUGAGUUCCUUAACGCAAACUUUGGAAGUGAGCACUUUUGUCGGGGAAAUCAUCUUCACCAUAGUGAUCAUCAUCAUCGGCUUGCUCUUGUUUGCUUUCUUGAUAGGUAACAUGCAGACAUACCUGCAAUCUCUCACACUGAGGCUGGAGGAGAUGCGAGUGAAGCGGCGGGACACAGAGCAAUGGAUGCGUCACCGAAAUCUGCCGCCGCAUAUAGUGGAGCGAGUACGGCGUUAUGACCAGUACAAAUGGGUGGCCACCCGGGGAGUGGACGAGGAAACGCUUGUGCAAAGCCUCCCUUCCGACCUUCGUCGAGAUAUCAAACGACAUCUAUGUUUGAAUCUUUUCAGCGAAGUGCCGUUCUGUGACCAGAUGGACGAGAGUUUGCUGGACGCUCUGUGCGAGCGUCUACGCCCUGCGCUUUGCAUUGAGGGCGCUAACAUCCUUCGAGAGGGCGAUCCUGUGAACGAAAUGUUUUUCAUCAUUCGGGGUGAAGUUGAAUCAGUGACGACCAACGGUGGACGAACCGGAUUCUUCAACAGAGCAAUUCUUCGCAGCGGAGCCUACUGCGGAGAGGAGCUUCUCACCUGGGCCUUGGAUCCCAAACCCCAAAACCAUCUCCCAAUCUCCACCCGCACAGUGAAAGCCGUGAAGGAGGUCGAAGCAUUCUCUCUCUCCGCAGACGACCUGAAGUUCGUCGCCAGCCAGUUCCGGCGCCUCCACAGUAAGCAACUGCAACACACUUUCAGGUACUACUCCAACCAUUGGCGCACCUGGGGAGCCUGCUUUAUUCAAUCCGCGUGGCGGAGGUACCAACGCCGCCGCUUGGCCGAGCUCCAUCGCAAAGAGGAGGACCAAUACAUGGCUCUACAAAGAGAACCCAUGGACAAGCUCAGCCUAGGGGCCACCAUCUUGGCCGGGAGGUUCGCAAAGAACGCUAUGCGCAGCGUCCAUCGGCUCCGCAACAUGCGUGCCAUUGAGCUUGCCCGAAUUUCCAACAUACCCAAACCCUCUGAACCCGACUUCUCGCAAGACACAUGAUCACCGACCCACGAUUCUUUUACACAGGCCGUGCUCGAUGUCGUGCGAGUGGCAUGAGGGCUUACGCCGAGAUGAGCUUCUUCUGCUUCUGCAUGUCAUCCCUUUCUUAUGCCAUCCCGUCGCUCCAUCGCGCAUCUGCGUGGUCUCCCGUGCUCUCAUCACGGUGUAUGUUUGCCCAUGGAAUUGCAUGGGCUCUGAGACACGCAGCGGCACUUGUAUGAACAGCAGCGCGAGGCAGCGACGAUACGCUCUCCGCGUACAGACUAGAAAAAAACCUAGAAGAUUUGUACAGCGAAGGUACGCACGUGACCAAUUUCGUAACCUAGUUUAAUAGCAGCUGCAGCAACAGCAGCAUUUCAACUGACGAUUCGCGACCAUCGCAACUCCGCUGGUUAGAUGAAUGUAAAAGGAAACCAUAAAGUAGCGCUGUCAUAUUUGGAUUUCGAUCCUUGCUGAUCGCCUUUUCCAACUGA
Messenger RNA from Physcomitrium patens, 3223 nucleotides. RefSeq names its product protein CNGC15b. The record is from RefSeq and is a predicted model, not a curated record. Gene Ontology annotation, molecular function: monoatomic ion channel activity. Gene Ontology annotation, cellular component: membrane. Gene Ontology annotation, biological process: monoatomic ion transport; transmembrane transport. Lineage: Eukaryota; Viridiplantae; Streptophyta; Bryopsida; Funariales; Funariaceae.